AUGGAACAGCUAGAACAGAAUCAAGCCGCCCUUCGCGAAGAAGUAACUCAGUUGAAAGGUACUAUAGAUGAAAUUAAGGGGGGGAUGGCUCAGAUGUUGAGUUUCAUGAAGGACAUCAGGGAUGAACAGGAAAGGGCUAGGGAAGCUCGGAGUCAGUAUGAGGAAAUGCCAAACGACGGCAACCAGCUGUUAGGAUUUGUUCGAGGCUUUGACCCUCAUAAGUCAAACGCCCACUCAUCAAAGAGAGUUGCCAAAACCCAUGAAGAGGGAGAAGCUUCCCAUGAAGGAUUCAUUCCUACCACUCAGAAGGAGGGGGCGCCUCGCAUUGUCCGCAUUCCUGCUAACAAUCCGCCUAAGGAUGAGGAUUAUGUGGAUUUACAAUAUGGUGAGGUGGAUGAGACAAAUCAGGAACCCCAACAUAAGCAAACCCAAGCUGAUUCUGAGGAAAGUGCUAGAAAACUUAGACCUAUGCCACCUCCGAUUCCUGGAAAAGCUACGCCCAACUUCAGACCCAAUGAAAGGUGUGAAUUUCACGCCAAUUCUCCUGGACACACGUUAGAAAAAUGCUGGGCUUUCAGGCACAAGGUUCAAGACCUGAUCGAGUCUAGGGAAAUUGCUUUCGACAAACCUAAUGUGAAGACAAAUCCCAUGCCUCGUCACGAUGGCACGGUCAAUACAAUCGAGGUCAUCACUGAGCAAGAGUUAGUUCAACAACGGAGUUCCCCUAUAGAUGCCCUUAAGAGGUAUCUACUCGCAAGGGGGUUCAUCCUAGAACAUAACGAGGCUUUUAAGGACACCCUGCAGAGACUCAUGGACCAAGGAAUAAUUCAGUUGAAAGAACACCCCGAGGAGAAGUAUGUGGCCUUGCUGGAAAGGAACGAGCCAUUAAUAAUACCUAGUGCAGGGGCAAGGAAGACAUUAAUCAUCCCCUGCGCCAAACCACCAUUGCUGAUACCCACACAAGUACACACUAGGAUCAUCCCAGUCAAAGACCCAUAUCCGGUGGACAAAAUGAAAGCGGUCCCUUGGGAAUAUGAUUCUAGUAGUAAUACAGAAGUAACAAGCAUUGUGGGGCCUGGAGGUAUGACUCGUAGUGGUCGCAUAUUCAAUGCUGCGAAACCGAAUGAGAACUUAGCACAAGAAAGUAAUCAAGCUACUGUGGUUCCAACUGAAGAAGGCACAGCCAAGGAUAAAGAGGUCGCUAACAAAGACGCUGAAGAAUUCUUGGCAUUAAUCAAGAAAAGUGAUUAUAGAGUGGUGGACCAGUUACACCAAACCCCGUCCAAAAUAUCACUCCUCUCGCUGCUAGUACAUUCUGAAAAACACCGAGAUGCCUUGAUGAAAAUCCUGAAUACCGCCCACGUAACUAAAGACAUCACUGUAAAUCAAUUUGAUGGAAUGGUGGCUAAUCUCACCGCUGGGGCAUGUUAA
This is a messenger RNA of Vicia villosa (hairy vetch), 1431 nucleotides long. RefSeq lists its product as uncharacterized. The record is from RefSeq and is a predicted model, not a curated record. The transcript has 2 exons. NCBI's taxonomy places the organism in Eukaryota, Viridiplantae, Streptophyta, Magnoliopsida, Fabales, Fabaceae. Bases 1 to 1431 code for a protein of 476 amino acids.